Messenger RNA from Pseudo-nitzschia multistriata, 3036 nucleotides. NCBI's taxonomy places the organism in Eukaryota, Bacillariophyta, Bacillariophyceae, Bacillariales, Bacillariaceae. The record is from the annotation of a GenBank genome assembly.
GAAUGAAGUAUUUCGUAUUUCUCAAUAUUGAAAUGCUGUAUCACACCAAAAAAUGGAGAUGCAAACAUUCAUCAGCGUCUGGUACUGUAUGAGGGUUACUCGUACCGUGUGGUGCGAUUCGUUUGCGAUAGAUUUACUAUGUUAGUUCUACGGCAUGCAAUUUCAAGGAUUUGGCUAUGCACAGAAGAAUGAACAAUCAAGAGUUGCCCGAUGACGCAAACGAACUCGUGGGUCUGAAAAUUGCACAAGGAAAAUCACGAGCAAGAACGGAGAUGUACUUGAUCCUACUGCACCCCUCUUGUGGCGCACCAAUGGAACAUCUUAAUACCGGAUAGUAUGAUUCAUUAUUUUUUACUUAUGAAAAAUGAUUGAGUAUUUUCAGUACUAAAACCGUGUACAUAACGGGACCAUAAAUAAUGAUUACUAGUAACUUUUACAUGACUCUGUAUUGGUACAAGUUCACCUUUGAGACGUACACCCUAAUCAUCCAAUUUCAUUUUCAUUGAGAUACUUAGGGUUCUCAGAUCCAAGGACAAGAUCAGGCACCUGUUUCCCAACACUUAUAAGUCAAACUUCGUUACUUCAAGGAAGAGAAGAAGAAUUCAAUGAGAGGCUAUAUUACAGUUGAAGUUAUCAUUCAUUACUAUUGGGUAGUUUGAGCCAUCAACAGCAUAGUUGAAGGAAUGUCUUUGAAUUUUACCUUCAAUUAGUUAUUUUUUGCUUUCUUCCAGGCAUUCAUUCUAUGAUUUAAACAGCUAGAUAAAGUUCUUGCAGCGAUUAAUUUGGAACACGUUGGAUCAAUCGAAUGACUCCUCAAGCGAAUUGCCUCCUUUCGUGACCGUAGAAUUUUGUUCUGACUCGGAAGCUACUUUACAAUAAUAUUGCAUGCAUGAAGGCAUAAACCAAAGUCUAUGCGAUAAAAAUUAAUACUCCCAAAAACGUGUCCUAGAUGUCAAGAUAGAAUCUUAUUGCUGAUCAAGAAAAAAUACAUGCAAGCAGAAGGACCAUCGGGACCAUAAUUAUAUGCCUCGUUCAGAACCACCCCCGAAAUUGCAACAGGAGAACCGAUUCAACCAUCCCGUAGGUUUUUUAAAGAAUUAGGACCUAAGUGAAUCCCUGCCUGAGAUUGUGAAAGGGCUAUUCCAAACGUAAAAAAGCGUUAUUUGAUUAUUACGAAAAUAACAUGGAACAACAAGGUCAUGGAAUGUUUUCGUGAACUUGGAGCCGCCAGUCGAACUUCCUGGUCGUCCUGCACAUCUUGCGCGACAAUUUGGCCAUUCCCGUCAUUCCAGAUUGGCCAAAUUUUGACUAAGGGAGUAACUCCUCUUUCAUGUUGUCGUUGGUGUCGGUGCCAUAAUUAUUGGUCCGGGAAUUGUCACUUUCCGUUGGUCGCAGUAAUUCCAAACAGCAAGAACAACAACAGUGCGGUGGUAGGCAGUUAUGAAUACUAGUGGUAAUUUCACCAUCUUUCUCUGUCGUUCGUUCCCUACCCCGCUACCAGAGAGGAGUAUUAGUGCACCAAUCCACCGGGCCACAACAGAAAACACACGUGUUGAUUUAGAGUUACUACUUAUUCUUCUUCGAAAUUUGUUGUUCGUUUUGUUGUUGCUCAUAAGUAUGCUUUUUAGUGCCAUAACUACGUGUUUACAAUAAAGAGCGAGGUGAAUCACUAUCUACUCGGGAUUUACUCUCACACCUGGUACUAAUCAUUUCGUCGGUAUGCUGCUGUUUUCUAGCACUUUUUGCGAUAGAUGAAUCAAGAAGAAAAUUGAGUAGAGUGGAAUUCGUGUUUCGUGUGUAAUUCCAGUCGAUAUACCGGCUCCUCUAAGGCGACCGCCUGCACCAAUGGUAGUACUAGCACUGGAUUGCAUUGUGCUGUAUUGUCUUCUGGUUUUCUUUUUGUGGCACGCAGCCAACAAUACGCGACUCGGCAGUGGUUCCUAGUCUUGUCGUGUUUUUUGUAUUCACAGCCCCUCGACCUCUGCCGAUGUGCCAGGAGGCGACGACGCCCCCUGGGACUCGCUGGAUCGUCCCUUUUGCGGGAGAAGGCCGUCCCCUGACUUGGUUCGGGCCGGGGGCUUGCGGACAACGCCCCUCACCACGGGGUGCUGCCUCGCCUCGUCGCUGUUCCCGUCCGGAUCGUCGCCGUCGUCGCUGUUCCGGGGCAACCCGGAUCCGGACCGGCGAGGCUGCCUUCUCCGCAAUCCGCCCAGAGCUCGUCCCUCGGCUUCCCUCCCUUCGAGCGUCUGCGGCGGCGACAGGGCCAAGUUCCUGGUGGCCUCCCGCAUGGCCCCCAGCAUGUCGCUCGAUCUCUGGCGCCGGGCCGAGUUUCGCUUGAGUGCCGCUUCCCGGUAGGCUUCGUCGUGGACGGUGGUCCUCCUCCCGCCGCCGCUUCUCUCCCUUCUUCGGCUGGCAGGCCUGCUCUGUUCGUUGUCGUCGUCAUCGUCCGAGCGGGGCAGCGGAACAACGUAUUCGUCGCAUCCGUCGUCGCAUCCGAAACCAUCCGCAUCCGAGCUCGCGUUCGGGUUUUUCCACACGUGCUGCCGUUCGGCGCGCUGCACGAGGCCCUCCCCGGACUUGGUUCGAGCCGGGGGCCUCCUGGAAAAGCCCCGGCCAUCCGUCCCUGUAUUCCCCCUGCCGCCGGGAUCCGCCUUCUCGACCGGUAAGACCAUCGGCGGUUCGCCGAGAGUCUCGUGGUUGUCGUCGUCUUCGUCGCGUAUGGGUCCCCCGCGAUAGCGAUCGGAUGCCCCGCCCGUUGCAAUACGCCGUGCCACGCCGCAAGAGGCGGCGCGUUCGUACGAACAACAGCUCCCGUUGGUAGCAAUCGAGACCCCGUCGCAGAGGCUCGCAGCUUCAAAUUCAUUGUCGCUACUGCUGCAGCUCUGGUCCAUUUCGAGGGCGAGGUCAACGUCCGUUUUUGAUGAUUCUUCGAGGUUCUUGCCGUCCAUGGUGUUUCAGUUUGUUUUUGUCAGAUUUGAUAUAGUUUUUGAUUUUUUCGAAUCGAUCGAUUGGAACCAAUCAACAACAGCAAGCCGA